GUCAAAUCCACCUCUUUUUCCUUCUCCUUUCUCACCCUUAAAACCCCCCCUUCCUCUCACCUUCUUUGUUAAGAAAGCCUCCUCUUUUUCCUAUUUGAUUCACACUUUCACACUCUCUAAGACCAAUCCCUUAUAUCCCCCUCCACUCAGCACAACAUAACUCGCCACUUCACCAACAAUUUUUCACUCCAAUAUCCCACUUUUGUAACUUUUAUGAAUGAUCCAUUUGGCAUCCUUUUUGGAUAUAACUUCCUUCCCCUACUCAUUUUCUUUCAGAGUUUCUCUGCAAAACUUUAAUUUGUUGUAAUUGGUUCUUCUCAACAAAUGGAAGAGAGUGCGCAGUGCGAACAAGUUAGUGUCAUUGAUGAGUUGCUGCUAGGGAAGGAGCUCACAAAGAAGCUUUGUGAGCAACUAUUCUCAUCUUCCUCUUCCUCAUCAUCAUCCUCCUCCUCUUCUUGUGACACAAAUGAAGUCUUGAUUGAGAAAAUAAUUUCCACCAUGGAGAAGGCACUUGCCAAGGUGAAUUGUAUGGCUAAUGUAGGAGAAAGUAAGGCCAUGAUGGAUUCCCAUUGCUCUUUCACAAAUGGUAGUCCCAAAAGUGAGGUCGUGGAGCCUGAGGUUGAGCACAAACAUGUCUCUAAGAAAAGAAAGACCAUGCCAAGGCGGAGAGAGCAAGUGGAGGUGUGCUUGGGAACAGAAGGAAAUAAGGAAGAUGGCUAUAGCUGGAGAAAGUAUGGGCAGAAGGACAUUCUUGGAGCAAAGUUUCCAAGGGGAUAUUACAGAUGCACAUAUAGAAACAUACAAGGAUGUCUGGCCACUAAGCAAGUGCAAAAGUCAGAUGAAGAUCCAAUGAUAUACGAGAUAACAUACAUAGGAAGACACACAUGCACCCAAGCAAGUCACUUGAAAAAGACAGCGGUGCCCCCAUCAAAAACCAAGGUGAGAAUCGAAGAAAACAAGCACCAAACCAAUGAAAAGAAUCAACCACAACAAGAGAAAAUAGAGCAACCCCCAGAGACAAUUUUCUCCUUUGGAUCACAAGGUGAAGUUAAAGUAGAGGAUUUGGACUUAGAAAUUUUCCCAUCAUUUUGCUUCUCUUCUCCAUCAGUAGGGUCUGAAAACGAGGAAAACAACAACAUCUUCCCUCACUCCAUGAUCGACAACAACUUAUUGGAAAACUUCUCUUCUUCAUUCAUGUCUACAACAAUAACUUCAGAAUCAGACAUGUUCUGCAACUGGGAGAGCAUUGGACUAGGCCAAAGUGUGCAUAACUCCACUUCAGAUAUUACUGAUAUAGUUUCCACACCAACUUCAGCCACCUAUUCCUCAAUAAUGGACCUUGAUGAUAUCUUCCUUGAUAAGAACGAUUUCGACACAGAUUUUCCUAUGAACACCAGAGAACUUUGCAUUUGAUCAAUUGUCUCACAAGUUAACAGCAUAUAUAAUUUAUAUGCAGAUUAACAGCGAGCUUUGUAGAUCCUGACUACCAUCAUAACCGAGGAAGCAAGUCUUUGAAAAUCAUAGUGUCCAGAAGACAGUAAAAUUUCCCUCUCAUGCUGGUUAAGAAGAAUUUUGGUGUAAAUGUGAAAAUAGUUUGCAGGUUGUAGCUAGCUGUAGUCUUUUGUUGUUUCUCUCUUCAGUGGUAGCAUGAUCAAGUAUCUUCUUCUGGUUCAUACAGCCAAAAAUUGUUAAAUAAAUGAAUUUUUACCUCCAUACAUCUGCUCUUCAAAAUUAUGAUCAGCAUUUUUCACUAUAUCAAGGCUAACCAAUGGACUAUUUCACCUACCAAAAGACAGAAUUAUGACCAAAUGCUCUAAUAGUUACUGACAGAUUUUUAGAUAUUUCCUAGAUUAAGCAUGCUUCGAGGAAAAACAGCUGCAUAUGUCCCCUCGUGAGGAUUGGGACCACAAAGCAUCAUUCAUGAAGUUACAACCCUCGUCUUAUAUAACUCAAAGGCUAAAGGGAAUCAUAAUUCCUCAGAAGGAAACAAAUACAUUAGGAUAAAUGGAGUUUAGAUGCGUCUGAACAUGAAAUCUUUAUCAGUAGUAUGAAUAAAAAGGAUGAAUAGAAAGGAGUUGUGGAUUGUCUUCAUUAGCAACUAACCAUGCUUCUCUAAAUCCUAUAUUUUUGUGAACAUGGUGAAUAAACAUUAUCUUUAUUCUCA
Vigna angularis (adzuki bean) is the source of this 2164-nucleotide messenger RNA. Its product is annotated as probable WRKY transcription factor 46. Gene Ontology annotation, molecular function: DNA-binding transcription factor activity; transcription cis-regulatory region binding. The transcript is spliced from 3 exons. Bases 325 to 1413 code for a protein of 362 amino acids. Gene Ontology annotation, cellular component: nucleus. NCBI's taxonomy places the organism in Eukaryota, Viridiplantae, Streptophyta, Magnoliopsida, Fabales, Fabaceae. Gene Ontology annotation, biological process: regulation of DNA-templated transcription. The record is from RefSeq and is a predicted model, not a curated record.